This is a messenger RNA of Plasmodium gonderi, 1017 nucleotides long. Its product is annotated as variable surface protein. The transcript is spliced from 3 exons. The record is from RefSeq and is a predicted model, not a curated record. Lineage: Eukaryota; Apicomplexa; Aconoidasida; Haemosporida; Plasmodiidae. The coding region runs from base 1 to 1017 and encodes 338 amino acids.
AUGACACCUGGUGAAAUAAAUGAAACGUAUAUUAACUGGAAAGAUUACAUCUUCUUUAGGGAUACUAUUCAAUCUUUUCAAACAUUUACACAAAAUUCUAACCACAUUGAUAGUUUCAUUAAGCACAAUGCAGUUCCCCUAGAUAGUAAAGAACGCCAUAAUUUUAUUAAUAUUUGUCAUGAAAUAAGAGAACUUUUUAAGAUUAUGUCUUCUUAUAAUCCUAGUAACAACGGGAAAUGUUGUAACUAUAUUAACUACUAUAUUAGAGACCAAAUUAAAGAUCUUUUUCCUACAAAAGAAAAUGGUAUUUUUGAAUAUUUUAAGAAAUAUGUUGAUAUUAAUAAAACUGAUUUAUCUUAUAAAACAUGCGUGUCGGAAAUAAAAUAUAUAGAAAAGGAAGAAUUUGAUAAAAUUAAUGAAUUAUUUAACCUAUAUGAUCAUUAUGAAACAAUUUUAAAUCCGGAUUCAGAAGGUAAUAAUGAUCCUAAUGAUUGCAGAGAAUUAAAAGAAUUCAUUGAUGAAUAUAAUGAUAUUAUCCAAAAACAUAAGGAUGAUCAACCUUUCCAAAAAGUGUUAAAUAAUCUCAGAUGCUCAAUUGAAAAUAAUGAGUUAUUUAAUAAUAAUUGCAAAAAUGAGUUAUCAGAAAUAAUAGAAAAUGAAGAUAAUCCAUGGAAUAAAAAUGAAUGUAAUGAAUCUCAAGAAAAAGAAUAUUUAAAGAAAUAUUCAAAUCCAAAUUAUUCGUACUUUGGUACAACUACUUAUAUUCAACCUGUUAAUAUGAAUGUUAUAAUAGCAACCACACUUAGUAGUGUAUUUUUAGGAACAGUACUUUAUUAUAUCUAUAAGUUUACUGCAUCAAGAAAUUAUUUACGAAAUCGCUUUCCAAGAAUGAGAAAAAUGAAUAGAAAUAUAAGUGACGAAACAUACCAACAUGAAAUGUGUAACAGAAAACAUUAUCUAAGGGAUUUGAAAGAAAAAUGUUAUAAUGUAUCAUAUGUUUCAGAAAAAAAAUACUAA